Mya arenaria is the source of this 1242-nucleotide messenger RNA. RefSeq names its product actin-related protein 2/3 complex subunit 5-like. Gene Ontology annotation, biological process: Arp2/3 complex-mediated actin nucleation; cell migration; regulation of actin filament polymerization. The transcript is spliced from 4 exons. Gene Ontology annotation, cellular component: cytoplasm; actin cytoskeleton; Arp2/3 protein complex. Gene Ontology annotation, molecular function: actin filament binding. The record is from RefSeq and is a predicted model, not a curated record. Lineage: Eukaryota; Metazoa; Mollusca; Bivalvia; Myida; Myidae. Bases 73 to 525 code for a protein of 150 amino acids.
UUAGAGCUUUUCUCAGGAAGCAAAAUCACUUCCGGGGUGUGCUGAUAGACAAAUUUGACUGUUGUUAUAAAAAUGUCGAAAACAGUAGCGUCAACUAAGUUUAGAAAGGUUAAUGUAGAUGAAUAUGAUCCAGAAAAGUUCGCUGACGACACUCCAGAUGGUGAGGAGCAGGGGCCAAAUGAAGCAGAAGUGAACAAUUGUUUAGCUCAAGGCAAACAUGUUGAUGCACUCAAUGUUAUUUUGAAGAAUGCCCCAGUGGGAGCAAAGAAUGAAUCUGUUAAGGAUAGAGCGGUGCAGCUAGCAAUAAGAGUAUUGACCACCUUCAAGGCAGCAGAUAUUGACCAAGCUGUGAAGGGCCUUGAUAGCCGGUCCCUCGAUAUCCUCAUGAAGUACAUCUACAGAGGGUUUGAGUUCCCAUCAGAUGGAAGCCCUUGUGCAUCACUGCUUACCUGGCAUGAAAAGGUGUAUGCAGUGGGAGGCCCUGGAUGUAUUGUUAGAGUUUUGACAGACAGAAAACGAGUUUGAAAAUGAAUGGCCAUGCUAGUAUAUAAGAAAAGUAACUAAGUAAAGUAUUAAAUCUAUGCUGAAGGAAGUCUUUGAUAUUGAAUUAAUUUAGGGAAAGUUUGACUGGUAACUUUCAACAAUCCUUUUUUAUACCAUUUUACACCAGGGUGGGACUAAUGUUACAUUUACAUUGUAAUAAUUUGUUUAGGCAGAAGUGAAUAUUAUGUUAAAUAAUGCUUUUAUAAAAAAGAGUGCUUGACUUUAAAUAACCAUGUCAGGUCACAAUUGAUAAAUAGUUUAUUUGACCUUACCCAACACACAUUUCAAGGGAACACACAUUUCAAGGGAUGGGUAUAAAAAAAUAAAUAAAAUGGAAUGGCUUGGACAAAAAAGAUAUUUUUGAUGAAUCAAUGUUCACCAACCAGAGAAGCUUAAACAAAACUCGGAUCAUGUGUAUUUUUGUGAGUCGGUCAGGUUAGGUCAAACAAAUGGUUUUAAAUUGUGGCCUUAUUAAUGCUUUGUUUCAGUAUAAAAAUGUACAAGCAUCUGGUAAGGGCACUGAACAAUCUCAUCUUCAUGUGAUUUUAGAAUUAGGAAGUGCUAAUAAGAAGUACCAUUCCAUGUCACUGUGUUAGACAUUAUCAUUUACAAGUUUCAUGUAUUUAAAGCCAUACCAUGUGUACUUAUUAUUAUGCAAUAUGUUAUUAAUAACAUUAUAUAAUAAAAUUGGCAAAUUUA